UCCAGGCUCCGCCCCCACGUCCGAGUCCCGCCCCAUCAGGCUCUCGAGGCGUCGCGGGACUGGAACUCAGGGAGCAUGUUUUUGGCCCAGGGGAGACUGUGCACCCUUGGCAGUAGACCUAAAUUCCUGAAGACAAUUUGUGCUUCAAAAAUCCUUGGAUUCUCUACUUCUGCUCAAAUGUCUCUGAAAUUCAAAAAUGCAAAACGAAUUGAAGGCCUUGAUAGCAAUGUGUGGAUUGAAUUUACCAAGUUGGCUGCAGACCCCUCUGUUGUGAAUCUUGGCCAAGGCCUUCCAGAUAUAUCCCCUCCUGUAUAUGUAAAGGAAGAAUUAUCAAAGAUUGCAGCAAUUGAUAGUCUGAAUCAGUACACACGGGGCUUUGGUCAUCCAUCACUUGUGAAAGCUCUGUCCUGCCUAUAUGAAAAGUUUUAUCAAAAUCAAAUAAAUCCAAAUAAAGAAAUCCUUGUGACAGUAGGAGCAUAUGGAUCUCUUUUUAAUGCCAUUCAAGGAUUAAUUGAUGAGGGAGAUGAAGUCAUAGUGAUAGUGCCUUUCUAUGACUGCUAUGAGCCCAUGGUGAGAAUGGCUGGAGCAAUACCUGUUUUUAUUCCCCUGAGAUCUAAACUUGUUGAUGGGAAAAAAUGGUCUAGUUCUGACUGGACAUUAGAUCCUCAAGAACUGGCAAGCAAAUUUAAUUCCAAAACCAAAGCUAUAAUACUAAAUACUCCACAUAACCCCCUUGGCAAGGUGUAUACCAAAGAGGAACUCCAAGUAAUCGCUGACCUUUGCAUCAAAUAUGACACACUCUGCAUCAGUGAUGAGGUUUAUGAAUGGCUUGUAUAUACUGGAAAUAAGCAUUUUAAAAUAGCCACUUUUCCAGGUAUGUGGGAGAGAACAAUAACGAUAGGAAGUGCUGGAAAGACUUUCAGUGUAACUGGCUGGAAGCUUGGCUGGUCCAUUGGUCCUAAACAUUUGAUAAAACAUUUACAGACAGUUCAACAAAACACCGUUUAUACUUGUGCGACUCCUUUACAGGAAGCUUUGGCCCAAGCUCUUUGGAUUGACAUCAAGCGCAUGGAUGACCCAGAAUGCUACUUUAAUUCUUUGCCAAAAGAGUUAGAAGUAAAAAGAAACCGGAUGGUACAUUUACUUGAAAGUGUUGGCCUAAAACCCAUAGUUCCUGAUGGGGGAUACUUCAUCAUUGCUGAUGUGUCUUUGCUAGAUACAGACCUUUCUGAUAUGAAGAACAGCAACGAACCUUAUGACUAUAAAUUUGUAAAAUGGAUGACUAAAAAUAAGAAAUUGUCAGCCAUCCCAGUUUCAGCAUUCUGUAAUGCAGAGACCAAAUUACAGUUUGAGAAAUUUGUGCGAUUUUGCUUCAUUAAAAAAGACAGUACACUGGAUGCUGCUGAAGAAAUCAUCAAGGCAUGGAGUAGACAGAAGUUUUGAUACAUGCAGACUGCAUUGUCUCUAUUAAAUGACCUAGUAUGGAAUUAUUUAGUACUGCUACUUGUUGGGUAUUGAAAAAAAAUUUUCAGUACAAAUGAAAUUUAAAGGACUAUUUCCAUUGUUAAUCCCACUCCUGACAAUAUUCAGGAGAUCUGAUUUUUUUUUCAGCUGAAGUGUAUUAAAACACCUUUUAGACCAUUUUAUGAGUCAGUAUAGUACAGUGGUAAGAACUGUGAGAUGCUGGUUGAUGCUUAACCUCCUCUGCGCUUCAGUUUCCUCAUAAAAGGGGAAUAAAAAUAGCACCUACUUUAUAUGAAGUUUGUGAGUUGUUGUUUGUGAGGAUGAAAUGGACUGAUGUAUGUAAAGCCUGGCAAACAAUAAGCACUCAACUACUCUUGGCCAGUUUCACUUCUCUGCCAUUGCGUGAAAACCCUUAACCAGUUACAUCCCCCUCAACUCUGUAUCUUUGCUUUGUCUCUACCCACCUGUAGUUCUCUCCCCUUCACUUACUAACGACUUUGAACUCUGCUCAUAGUUUUGCCUCUCUGUUGCAAGUACUGCCAUCAUCUGGGGUGGCUUCAAGGUCUCCAUGGAUUACCUAGGCUUUUGGUACUUUGACCUCCUCACCUCUGGUGAUAUUCACCUCCACUCCACUCUCCACUUCAGCCACCCACUCCCUUGGGCAUACCCUAAACCUUUCAUCAUUUCAGGCUGUUCCAUCUUUGAGAUAAUAAGUUAGUCAUUUCACACUGUAACCACCUAUUCUUACACAAAGUACCACCCCCGCCCAAUAUUUCCCUCUCUCUCCAUCUCUCUCUCUCUCUGUCUCUCUCUCUCACUCAGCUACUCUCAAAAUAUUACUUUAAACUAUCAUUUCAAAUCCACUAUUUCUCAAAAAUUGGUCCAUGGCCCUCUUACAUCAGAAUCAACUAGGAUCUUUGUUGAAAAUAGAUUUUGGUCUUCACCCCAGACUUACUGAAUAAUAAUUUCAGAAUCUGGCCCUUUCCAGGUGAUUCUUAUUCCCACUAAAGUUUGAAAAUCAUUGCUGUAGUCUGUAGAACCUUCUAUCAGUCUCUUUGUAUCUUCACUCCCUUCCAUAUCCAGGUUAGAUUUCAUCAUCCAUAACUUCAGCCAAGAUACUUUUGCUGCCUUGAAUAACUUGCUCAUUGUUCUAUCUCACCUGCCUGGUCAAAAUAAAUAAAUAAACAACAACUCAUCCCUGGGGUUGAAGCUCCAUGCUUGCAACUGGGCUGCUGAGCACUGCAGCCUAAUUGGGCAGGUUCUAACAACCAUGAAUGCACGUCAUUGACCUUAACUUGACUUAAUUCUUCUGUGUUCCCCUAGUGAGCUUUCUCUACAUUUUACCACAACAGCAAUUCCUAAUAUUCUUCCAUUCUCCAUAGUAAAAAUAUCCAGGCUUCUCCAUUCUCCUAACACCUCAAAGCCCACCACUGCCAGUACUAUUAAAUGACCUAAUUUCCUGCUUCUGUGAAAAACAAAAUUUAAAAAAAUGAAAUAGUAGGAACCACCAGACCAGCACUCCCAGCUGGGAUUCUACCAAUAAGUGAGUCUAUGACAUCUACAUCAGCAUCCAUCCUUUCUUUAUUGCCCCCGGGGCCUGCGGACAGUGGGGAGGAUUGGUGGUUAAGCAGUACUAGGCCCAGCCAUCCAGAAGGAGGCCAGGACCUCAAGAGCCAACUAUUGCAUAGCAAAACAAAUUCCAUGUGAAAAUUGUGCCUGUCCACUCGUGUGGGGGACUUGAUAAAAUUUUCACCAGGGUUUAAAUCCACUCUUUGCAGCCUUGGACUUGUCCAGUGCUAAUCCCACCACCUGUACUGUGGAUCCCAUGUCUUCUUACAUUCUCAGGGACUUGGUUCAGCCUAUUCCCUUAUAUCUUCAGCCUCUACUGGAUCCCUUCCUCAACAGUAAGAUACUUUCAAAUCUCUCCCAUCUUAGAAAAUCCUUUCCCUGAUUCUAUCUACAACCCUAUUAUCUCUUCCUCUUCAGGGCAAAAUUUCUUCCUUCCAUUUUUUUCUCUCUCCCUACUGGCCUCCCUCCAUCCUUCAUUUUUUCCUUUAACAAAUAUUCAUUGAACUCCUAAUAUGUGCCAGGCACUGUCCUAAGAUAUUCAGGCACUUAGGAUGUAUCAGUGAACAAAUGAACCAAAGAUCCCUGCCUUCUAGGACUCUCCUAGAUAGGGGAGAGACAAUAACUAAAUCAUAAACAUAAUGAAAUAUAUUGUAAAACUUAUACAUGGCAAUUGUAUGAAGAAAAGAAGUAAGGCAGGGUAGAGGUUGGAAUGAGAGUUUUAGGGAAGCAAAUUGGAAUUUUAAACAGUGUGGUCAGGUGGGCCUCAUGGAGGGCACAUAGAAGCAGACUUAGAAGAAGAGAGGGAGAGAGCCUUGUGAAGAUCUUAGAGAGGAACAUCCCAGGCAGAAGGAAUAGCCAGUGCAAAGGCUCUACAACAGGAGGGUGUCUUAUGUUUGAUGAAUACCAAAGGUCUGCUGUGGCUGGAUGGAAUAACCAAGGGAUGGAGUAGCAGGUAUUAGGCCAGAGAAGUAACAUAGACCUCAAGGACUGGAGUAAGGAUAAUGGUUUCGUGCUAUCCUAUCCAUACCUUUUUUUUUUGAUAUGUAAAAUAAUGUUUAUUGCAGCAUGGUUUAUAAUUCCUCCAAACUAGGAACAACCAAAAAGACAUGAGACUGGGUACGAGCGCCAAAUAUGUCAGUAUUGGCGACUAAAGGGGACUGAUGACCUAGCUCUGGAUUUUUGAGAAAUUUUACUGCAAAAUGGAAUAACUUGAAAAAGUUUUCCUCAUUUGAUGAUUCCACUUUCUCGCACACAAACACACACUCCUCACUUACCCUCAACCCGCUACAGUCUGGAUUCCAUACCCAUUAUUGUUCUAAGUUCUCUAAUGACCUCCAUGUUCUUAGGUUUAAAGGAAAUGUCUCAGUUCCAUCUGGCUUUACCUCUUAGUAUUUACCACUGCAGGUCGCUUGGGCCUUGCUAAACCCUAAUUUUUUU
Messenger RNA from Physeter macrocephalus (sperm whale), 4470 nucleotides. It is a transcript of the gene KYAT3, whose product is annotated as kynurenine aminotransferase 3. The transcript has 14 exons. Gene Ontology annotation, cellular component: mitochondrion; cytoplasm. Lineage: Eukaryota; Metazoa; Chordata; Mammalia; Artiodactyla; Physeteridae. Gene Ontology annotation, biological process: biosynthetic process. The record is from RefSeq and is a predicted model, not a curated record. Gene Ontology annotation, molecular function: pyridoxal phosphate binding; L-kynurenine:2-oxoglutarate transaminase activity. The coding region runs from base 76 to 1443 and encodes 455 amino acids.